AUGACGGACGAGAAUAGACCACCACCGGUUGUGGUUAAGGACCAGAGUACCACAACUUUACAGUGUCCAAUGUUAACCGAAACAAAUUACAACAUCUGGGCGAUUCGUAUCAAGGCAGUAUUCAAGGUUCAUGGAAUACAACAAGCUUUAGAACCAGGCAAAAAGGAGGUAGAUGCCAAAAAGGAUGACAUGGCAGUUGCACUUCUACUUCAAGCAAUACCCGAAGAGCUCGUGUUUCAAGUAGCUCAGUUUCAGACUACAAAGGAAAUCUGGGAAGCGUUGAAGACACGAAUAAGUCAGUUGGUUACCAAGGCAGCCAGUUUGGGAACCACCUAUGAAAACAGAAAACUUACCAGAAAGUUAUUAGGCUCUGUUCCAGCAAAGUAUGUUCCAAUUGUAGCUUCAAUUCAACAAUUCGCAGAUUUGAAGGCCAUGACGUUUCAAGAAGCAGUCGGUAGACUGAAGACGUUCGAAGACAAGAUUAAGGGUAUCGAGUCUUUAGCAGAAAAUCAAGGUAAUCUAAUGUUUGCCAAUGGUGAGUCAUCCUCGAAAUCCAAAUCCUAUGAAAAUACGCGAGGGCAUGGGCGAGGCGAUUCAAGUUACCGAGGUAGACGUCAAGACUGGGAUGAUGAGGACCAAGAUGGAAGUCAAAGCCGAGACGGUCAAGAUCAUGGGUCAAAGCAAACGGGUCAAAGAAGAACCAAUGAUCACCAAAAAGGAAGGAAAGAUAGAUCACGGAUUCAGUGUUACCGUUGUGAUAAAUUUGGUCACUUCGCGUCAGGAUGUCCGGAUCGUAUGAAGAAACAAAGUGAAGCUAACUUAGCUAAAAACGAUGAUUUUGAUCCAUCAUUAUUCAUGAUGAGAUGA
Molecule: messenger RNA, 867 nt
Organism: Helianthus annuus (common sunflower)
Lineage: Eukaryota; Viridiplantae; Streptophyta; Magnoliopsida; Asterales; Asteraceae
Exons: 2
Coding region: 1-867 (288 amino acids)
Molecular function (GO): nucleic acid binding; zinc ion binding
Source: RefSeq, a predicted model, not a curated record